This is a messenger RNA of Quercus robur (English oak), 1635 nucleotides long. RefSeq names its product syntaxin-32. NCBI's taxonomy places the organism in Eukaryota, Viridiplantae, Streptophyta, Magnoliopsida, Fagales, Fagaceae. Gene Ontology annotation, molecular function: SNARE binding; SNAP receptor activity. The record is from RefSeq and is a predicted model, not a curated record. The transcript is spliced from 6 exons. Gene Ontology annotation, biological process: intracellular protein transport; endoplasmic reticulum to Golgi vesicle-mediated transport; vesicle fusion. Gene Ontology annotation, cellular component: endomembrane system; Golgi membrane; SNARE complex. Bases 350 to 1396 code for a protein of 348 amino acids.
UAGUUCGUAGUGUCUCACGCACACUUCCAUAGCCUUCUUCUCGACACAAAUAUUGUUCUGCCAUUAUUGUCUUUUUUUUUGUUUUUUACUUGUCCACUGGAUCCGUCGUCGUAUCGGGACCUCUAAAAUUCCAAAACCCCCCACAGCACCAUUACGCAUAGCUUUCGAUUUCUAUUUGCCACGCAUGGUCACCUCGAUCCAGAUCUAGGUUCUCGCUCCCUCUUUUCCUCAAAUUCGAACCAAUUUUGAGCAAUACUGAUUCCGCGGCUCUAGGGUUUCAGAUCUCUCUUUUUCUUGGAGGGGGGUUAUGUUAUUAUAGGAUUUGGAUUUUAAGGUAGGGUUAGGGAAAAUGCAUGUGAAAUUGGCACCGUUUCGGGAUCGGACACAGGAGUUCCAGAGUAUAGCCGAUAGGCUAAAGAAGUCGUUUUCAUCAGGGUCGUCGGCUCCGAAUGGGCCGAGUAGCAGCUCAAAGUCGGAGGAACAGAGGUCUGCGGUAGCAAUUCAGUCUGAGUUCAACAAGAGGGCUUCCAAAAUCGGGUAUGGGAUACACCAGACGUCGCAAAAGCUUACCAAGCUGGCAAAGUUGGCAAAGAGGACCUCAGUUUUUGAUGACCCCACCAAGGAAAUCCAGGAGCUGACUGCACUUAUUAAGCAAGAUAUUACUGCGCUAAAUUCUGCAGUGGUAGAUCUUCAGUUCCUCAGCAACUCUAGAAAUGAGAGUGGGAAUAUCUCUAGUGACACCACUAGUCACUCAACCACUGUUGUAGACGACUUGAAGAAUCGGUUGAUGAGCACCACAAAAGAGUUCAAAGAAGUUCUUACCAUGAGAACAGAGAACUUGAAGGUUCAUGAGAACAGAAGACAGCUGUUUUCUUCCACUGCUUCUAAGGAAUCUACAAAUCCAUUUGUUCGUCAACGUCCGCUGGCUACCAGGUCAGCUGCUAGCUCCUCAAAUGCCCCACCUCCUCCAUGGGCUAAUGGGUCACCAUCUUCAUCCCAAUUGUUUCCUGGGAAGCAAACAGAUGGAGAGAGUCAGCCAUUGCUGCAGCAGCAACAACAUAAUCAACAGCAACAGCAACAGCAACAGCAACAACAACAAAUGGUUCCAUUGCAAGACAGUUACAUGCAGAGCAGAGCUGAAGCUCUUCAAAAUGUUGAGUCCACCAUUCAUGAGCUCAGCAGCAUCUUCAACCAGCUGGCAACUCUGGUUUCUCAGCAAGGAGAGAUUGCUAUCAGGAUUGAUGAGAAUAUGGAAGACACAUUGGCCAAUGUGGAGGGGGCACAAGGGGCCUUGCUCAAGUACCUGAACAGCAUAUCUUCUAAUAGGUGGCUGAUGAUUAAGAUAUUCUUUGUAUUAAUCUUUUUCCUCAUGGUUUUCCUAUUUUUUGUGGCAUAAUCACUGCAGAGACAGAAUUGAAAAGAACAAAAAUGUUGUGUUUCUUUGCUGGUGAAUAGCCACUUAUAUUCGUUUCAUACCCAUUUUGCUUUGACCAAAUAUUUAUGCAGGCAGAGAUGAAAUUAGUACUGAGUUUGCCCAGUAUGAUACAUAUGUAUGGAUACAUGUAAGUGUACAAGGUGUUGAAAACAACGAUAAUUGUGAAAAUUCUCCCUUCAUCCUCUUCUGGGAUUGUUAUA